Molecule: messenger RNA, 1293 nt
Organism: Gaeumannomyces tritici R3-111a-1
Lineage: Eukaryota; Fungi; Ascomycota; Sordariomycetes; Magnaporthales; Magnaporthaceae
Product: AP-1 complex subunit sigma-1
Exons: 5
Coding region: 109-576 (155 amino acids)
Biological process (GO): vesicle-mediated transport; protein transport
Cellular component (GO): intracellular membrane-bounded organelle; AP-1 adaptor complex
Molecular function (GO): clathrin-cargo adaptor activity
Source: RefSeq, a predicted model, not a curated record
UUCUUGCUGCCGCCCGGAACUCGACGCCGACCGACAUCUAGCAUCCCCAGAGUCUCCCAAACACCAAAACGACCAGUGCGGGCGCCGCUGGUGAUGUGAGGUCGUGUCAUGGCCAUCCACUACUUGAUCCUGCUCUCGAGGCAGGGCAAGGUCCGCCUUGCGAAAUGGUUCACCACGUUGAUCCCGAGGGAUAAAGCCAAGAUCGUCAAGGACGUCACCCAGCUUGUCCUGGCCCGGCGCACGCGAAUGUGCAACUUCCUGGAGUACAAGGACACCAAGAUCGUCUACCGCCGAUACGCCUCGCUCUUCUUCAUCGCCGGCUGCUCCUCGGACGACAACGAACUGAUCACGCUCGAGAUCAUCCACCGAUACGUUGAGCAGAUGGACAAGUACUACGGCAAUGUCUGCGAGCUCGACAUCAUCUUCUCCUUUACAAAGGCAUACUAUAUCCUGGACGAGAUCCUCCUCGCCGGCGAGAUGCAAGAGAGCAGUAAAAAGAACAUUUUACGCUGCAUAGGACAGCAAGACUCGCUGGAGGACAUGGAGGUCGAGGACGAAGUUACAAGGAUCAUGUAGCAUGGUCCAAAGCGUCUUUUAUUGCCAUAUCUACACAGCGUAUCUGCAUAGGCAACAUCAAUACUAUUGGAUCUUGGGAGUACCGAGAUUACGUGGCGCCGGCACACGAGGCUGGGUCGCCGGUAAAGACUCAUGGCUAAUCCGAACCUUGGAACAUUGUCUUUAUAACAGGAUCACGAGCAUUUUGUGUCGACCCUCAAGCAAUCUGGAUUCAUGUGAACGUGUACGACCCCACACCGCUUACCACCCGAGUUCUCCAUCGAUUCACGACCCGACGCCUCGCCGACAGCGACGAGACUCGAGCCAGCGCGGUAUGAAGUGAGUGUGCGGCGGGAGCGAUACGCGGAGGUACGGGCAAGACUAUCCGAGCAGUGCUGGAAUGGAUACCAACCUAGACCAUCUCGGAGAGUGAUAAACAUUCUCUUUACCUGUGGCAAUGGACUAGAUAGUUCUUGUGGGGUGCCGCAUGGAAUGUUGUAGCCGUCAGAUCUGACGGGCAGAAGCCACGCUGGCUACCUACCGACCUACAUGGUGGAUCGGGUUGAGAAGCGAUGCGCGACCAUGCAGGAGGCAGCUGGAUCGGAGCUGAGGAACUAGAUGCUUCGUCAAAUCCAGCAAAACAACGUUAGAGAUACUAAUUUGGUCGAUCGGCCGGCCCUCGUUCCACAUGAGCCGUUAUGAGCAGACCUUAGCCUGGGGUUUGCGGUCGAACCGGCA